UGUACUUCAGUUGUGAGUUUGUAGGCAGAGUCGCGGUCAGACUGUUUGCAAGUCUGAUCAGACUUGCUGUGUAAUGGCUACAACAACUUACAUCGCUUCAAGUGCAGUGUGUUCUGAUCCAGUCAGUGUGCCGGACUGUCUAACAAUGAACAUAGUGAACACUCAAGGGUAUGGGCGUGAAGCCCACGAAAUGAAGUAUAUGCCCCAACACCAAGCGCCCAUGGCCCACAACCCAUGGGUAGGUUUGCCUCCUUCAGACCCGAGUCACUGGGCCUCCAUGCAUCCACAUCCACAUCUCCAUCAGGAUAUCAAGCCGCAGCCUUCAGAAAUGGGUCUCCAUCACCGUCCAGCCCACCAUAUGUCACAUAGCUGGCAACCACCAGUGUCCUCGCCCUACAGUUUGUCUGCUGGUAACGGCGGCUCUCCGCUGGGACACCACGCAGCAGCCUACGCUAUGAAUGGUAUGCUUCCCCCACAGAUGCAUCCUGGACACCUGAGAGACAUCCACUGCGAGUCACCUGUCACCCCUGACCACCACGUUCAUCACGAGGCCGAGGAAGAGACUCCAACCAGUGACGACCUCGAGGCUUUCGCCAAGUCCUUCAAGCAGAGAAGAAUCAAACUGGGCUUCACGCAAGCCGACGUCGGCCUCGCCCUCGGGACCCUCUACGGCAACGUCUUCUCACAAACCACAAUCUGUAGAUUCGAGGCCCUACAGUUGUCCUUCAAAAACAUGUGCAAGCUGAAACCUCUGCUGAUGAAGUGGCUGGAGGAAGCCGACUCCACCACGGGCAGCCCAACGUCCAUCGACAAGAUCGCUGCCCAGGGAAGGAAACGCAAAAAGCGCACCUCCAUAGAAGUGUCGGUGAAGGGGGCCCUCGAACAACACUUCCACAAACAACCCAAACCGUCGGCACAGGAGAUCUCGACCCUCGCCGAUACCCUUCAGCUGGAGAAGGAGGUGGUGCGAGUGUGGUUCUGCAACAGACGGCAGAAGGAGAAAAGGAUGACGCCUCCCAUGAUGGGAGCAGGGCACGACGGUCCCCAAGGUGUCAACGGUACCCCACCGGGUCCAGGUCAACAGAUAACGCCCACAUCUGAUUACGGACAACCCAGGUCAGUAGAACUUCCCCGUGAAUUGAAGUAUCCCACUUACACCCACCAGACGAUGCACGGGUCUCCAACACACCUGCCUCCCCAGCAUUCCCCGCCAGGUCCGUUACUCUCGCCGCAAAUGCCCCCUCAUAGCGUGGCGCCUCCGCACACGGCCUCCCACUGAUGGUCGCUCAACCUGUGGCAGGAGCCAGCCUACUGACCAGCACCUACUGGAGGGAGCGUUGGUCGCUCCUAUAAAGAAUGACUCUUCCUGCCGCCCCUUCAAAAAUUUAGCUCAUGCCACAGGGAGCCCCGGGGGAGAGACGGACACAAAGUCAGAGCUUAAGACUCGGUAGCCACAUGGCAAAGGCAUCCGCAGAAGAAAUGAUAAAAGAUAAGCAGCGCCCAUUUGCCAUUCCUACCGGUCCUCGUGGGUCCUCCCCAGGAACCAUUGGUCCCUGGGUGAGGGGUUGGUGACUAUUUAGGUACCCUUCCCCGCGAGGAGUGCAUAGAUUUGCCGUCAACCCCACUUUUGUUUCAUCGAAGAAGAGGAAAAAAUGUGUCCACUGUAUGUGCGAGAAAGAUGAAAUGGGAUACUUUUUCAGUGAUAAUAAACAAACUCAUUUUAUUUGAACUAACCUCUUCUUGUGUCGAGGACGUGUAUAAAGAAAGAGAAAAGUGUUCCAGACAUGAAAAGGGAAAAUAAAAACAUUCCAUACUUCGCCAGACAUUCCAUAGAACGAAAAAAACAAAACGGUUUAGAUAGACUCUCGCCAGAGCGCCAUGUUUACAUACAGAUUCAUUUUAUCUGUUUUCCUCAGUGACGUGAAAGAGUAGUCGUGUCGAAUUAAACAGUUAAACUGAGCUUCAUAUAUUUCCAUGUGAAAAAUUAUGUAGCGGUUGCGUCGACUCUUGAUUCCUUUUGUGUGUGAGUGUGUGUGUGCGUGUGUGUGUGUGUGUGCAGCGUCUUUUGAACAUUUCCUCCAGCGGUAGAACGAUGAUGGGUGGCAUGGGGGUUGCUUUUGGGCGUCCCAGCGCUUGGGCGCUCAGCCCACAACACACCUGUGCGGGCGGCCCCACAACCCACGCCCACCUGUCAAGAAGUAUUCCGACGCUAUCGAAGGCUUGUCUGUCUGUCGUUGUGGGUGUUGUCCGUCCGUCCGUGGUGGUGUCGCCGCUCAGCAGCCCCCUGUACCCCGCCCCCCUCUUAAACGCACCACCACCACCACCACCAUCAUCAUCAUCUUCAUCAUCAUCAUCUUCUUCUUCUUCUUCUUCUUCAUCAUCACCGCUAAACAGCAUCCAUCAUCUCCCCAGGUAGGCCACAACCUGUAUAACAUCCUCUUGAGCCUCCACCACUUCCAACGCCGCUGCCGGACUUUUAUUGCUAGAAAUAUUAAUCAUAAUAAUAAUCACAGUCAAUAUCAACACCACAGCAACUUUUACAUUACAGCUAAAUAAAUCAAUCGAUCAAUAUUCAAGUGCAAGAGCGCUGCUGCUGAUGAUGAUGAUCAGUUCGAAACAGAGUCGUGAUGACGUCGAUAUACCUUCCUUUUUUUUUCUUCUUUUUUUUAUUGUCGAUUUUUCCAGUCGAAGAAAAUGAUGAUGGUAGAAGUGGUGAGAGCGAGAGAGGAGGAGGAGGAGGAGGAGGAUAAUAUGAGCGAGUGCGAGAAGAUAAACAAACAACUGGUGAGUGUUGUUGUCGUUGUUGUGUGUGUGGGUGUGGGAGGCCGCCCGCCUGUCCGCACGCCCGCCCGCCACCCGCCGCCCGCCGCCGCCGUGUACAUAGUCAUCCCCUUGUAAAUACUCGAAGAGAGAAAGAAGAAAAAAAGAAGCUAAAAAGAAACUGUGGCGGUGGAUGCCCCGUCAGGCAGCGCCGCACUUGUGAUACGUCUCCCGAGGUGAAUUUGUAAUAAUAAUAAUUUCAUUGUACUAUAUGUAUCAUUCAUAUUUAGAUUAACCCCCGGAAUUUAUUUAGUUUGUGUUGGCUGUUUCCCCCGCUGAUAUGCUAACGUCGGAGUGGACUGGUGAUGUGUGGUGAUGUAGUGGUGUACAUAUUUAAGUGAGAAAUAAAUAAGAUAAUUAUUAAUAAUCAUAAAAACCAACAAGCAGCCUCCGUUCCGUGUCGCUGUGGCUACCGCUGGAUUCCAAUAACGUGGACUGCGUGUCGUGUCGUGGAAAGGAUUCAAGAAAGAAAGCCGCCCGCUCGCUCGCUCGCUCCCUUCGCCCAAAAUCACUGUCAUCCUCCUCAGCGGUAGCCGGGCGGUGGCUUCGUCGUCCGGUGAUUCCCACUACGACUUAUAUAUCGGUAAACUCUUGACAGCGUUCCCAGCCUACGAAAAUGGAUCCAAGACCUGAAAACGAAGAAAAAGAAAAAGAAAUAACCGGGACAUAUUUUUUUUUCUUAAAUGAGCGCCAGUAUAAAUAAAUAAAUAAAUAAAUAAAUAACAGUUUAGAAAUGACAGCAAAAUAAUAUCAGGUAUAAUAAUAAAUAAUACUUUGCGCCUAAAAUCAUAAUAAAAAUAACAAUCAUUGCGCGAUGUCUCCCCUUCUGCGGGAGGCGGGUACCACCGCCCUUGUGUUCUCCCCUUAUUGUCCCCACGAUCACCGCUGUGCAGUCCCGUAUAGGUUCUCGCUCCCACCCCUGGUCUCCCCUACUUCGAGUUUCGUGGCCCACGACGUCUCAACCCAUAUUGCUUUAACCCACGGCGGCGACAUCCGGUACCUGUUGGACCGCAACAAGCAAUCUGUCCACUUCGCUGUCCAAGGAAGUGAGCGGGGGUCUUCACCGCUGUUCCAUUUACCUUUUAAGAAUGACAGCAGAAGCGUCGUCGACCCGCGGUGUCAGCGUAGGUACCGGGUGCCGCCUUUCGGAAGAAGAACCUCCUCUUCGUCAUCAAUCUGCGCUGGUGCCCGUAUAGGUCCUGUGUGCACGUAUACAUACAUACAUACAUACAUGCAGGCGGUGAUCGGGCCGCUGGUGGUGGGGAUUGACCCUAUGCAUCUGCACAGUCGGGGGUUGUGAACGGGGCGGAGGAGAAAAAGGAAAUAAAAAAAAAAUGAGGAAAGAUUAAAUGAACCGGAAUAUUUAUAUAUAGACCCCACUCAACUUCCAAACCGCCUGUGUGGGUAGCAAGAAGAUGAAUUCCAGAAAAGAAAAUAGAAAUGAAAAAUAAGAGAAAUGCAAAAAAUGAAAGAUUGGCGCCGUGCUCAACGUCUCAUCACCCCGUCUGUGUUUGUUCAUUAAUGUUCUGAAUGUCUGUAUGAGGCUCUAUAGUAACGUAGGUGAUACGUGAUCCUGAAAUAUUACCUCACUGUCAAAUCACGCCUAAAAAUAAUACCGCUAUUACUGUUGUAUUACUACUACCAUUACUACUAUCAUGUAGGCCCCCCUCCUAUACAAUCCUUCCCUCCCUCCCCCACCCCCUUAAUCUACCAAUCCUUCACGGGUAAAGAUAAAAAAAAAUAUACAGAAAUUCCUUACGAAAAUUUACUCUUAGUAAAAAACCACAAUGAUUUUCAUGCAUUCAUAACGAAAUAAUAAAGAAAGAGACUUUUUACACUGUGGACAUUUCUUUGCUUUUUUGUCAGAGUACAAAGGAUCACGUGAGACAGGAUAAUCUUAAUAUCCACUUUAAGAAUAAUUUGAAAAAAAAAUCUGUAGUCAAGAAAUGUACAUAACCUUGUAUUAAACUUAUUAUGAAUAAUAAAAGAAAGAUUUGUCUAUA
Messenger RNA from Macrobrachium nipponense, 4823 nucleotides. RefSeq names its product silk gland factor 3-like. The record is from RefSeq and is a predicted model, not a curated record. Gene Ontology annotation, molecular function: RNA polymerase II cis-regulatory region sequence-specific DNA binding; DNA-binding transcription factor activity, RNA polymerase II-specific. The transcript has a single exon. Gene Ontology annotation, biological process: regulation of transcription by RNA polymerase II. Bases 74 to 1279 code for a protein of 401 amino acids. NCBI's taxonomy places the organism in Eukaryota, Metazoa, Arthropoda, Malacostraca, Decapoda, Palaemonidae.